Molecule: messenger RNA, 1746 nt
Organism: Arabidopsis lyrata subsp. lyrata
Lineage: Eukaryota; Viridiplantae; Streptophyta; Magnoliopsida; Brassicales; Brassicaceae
Product: cell division cycle 20.1, cofactor of APC complex
Exons: 2
Coding region: 269-1627 (452 amino acids)
Biological process (GO): anaphase-promoting complex-dependent catabolic process; positive regulation of ubiquitin protein ligase activity; positive regulation of anaphase-promoting complex-dependent catabolic process
Cellular component (GO): anaphase-promoting complex
Molecular function (GO): ubiquitin ligase activator activity; anaphase-promoting complex binding; protein binding
Source: RefSeq, a predicted model, not a curated record
AGCCCAUUAAAUAACUCUAUAAAUAACCCUAAAGUUAGUACCUCUUUCACAUCAAUUUCAAUCUUGUGUUGUGUCCUCUCGCAUCCAUUAGCCACGAAACAACAACUCUUCGCGUCUCUCUCUCUCUCGCUCGAAUCUACUAAUUUGUUUAAUUACUCUUUGUCUAUUAAUUCAUUCUCUGCAGGAUCUUCUAAUCUGUUUCGUAUUAUCGUAUGUAUAUAGAUCGCUAUCGUCUUUUUGUUUUCGUUUUUCUCUGUGUUUUUGUAUAAUGGAUUCAGGUAUUAACACUUCUUCACACUUCAAACCUCAAGCUCGAUGUCCACUUCAACGAAACUUCCUCCCCAAGAAAACUUCCAAAGAAAACCCUGAGAGAUUUAUACCAAACAGAUCAGCCAUGGAUUUCGACUAUGCUCACUUCCAGCUUACCGAAGGAAGAAACGUGAAAGACGAGGCAACAAAGGUAAGUUCAUCACCAUCAAGAGAAGCUUACAGGAAGCAAUUAGCUGAGACAAUGAAUCUGAAUCGGACUCGGAUUCUCGCCUUCAGGAACAAACCUCAAACCCCGGUCCAGUUACUUCCCAGAGAACACUCUGUUUAUUCUCUUUACCAACAACCUAAAUCCGUAAAGCCGCGAAGAUACAUCCCUCAGAAUUGCGAGAGAGCGUUGGAUGCACCUGAUAUUGUGGAUGACUUUUACCUUAACUUGCUUGAUUGGGGCAGUGCUAAUGUUGUAGCCAUUGCAUUGGGCCGUUCUGUCUAUCUGUGGGAUGCUUCUAGUGGUUCUGUUUCUGAGCUCGUGACUGUUGAUGAAGAUAUGGGACCUGUUACAAGUAUUAACUGGGCGCAAGAUGGUCUUAAUCUUGCGGUUGGGCUUGAUAACUCUGAAGUACAGCUUUGGGAUUCUGUAGCUAGUCGUAAAGUGAGAACGUUGAAGGAUGGUCAUCAGUCAAGAGUAGGAUCAUUGGCGUGGAACAGUCAUAUCUUAACAACGGGAGGUAUGGAUGGGAAGAUCAUAGACAACGAUGUACGGGUCAGAUCACACGUUGUGAAAACUUACAGGGGUCAUACUCUAGAGGUUUGUGGUUUGAAGUGGUCAGAAUCUGGACAGCAUUUAGCAAGUGGUGGCAAUGAAAAUGUUGUUAACGUAUGGGACUGUUCUACUGGGCGGUCUUUGCAUAGGUUUCAGGAACACACAUCUGCGGUUAAAGCUCUGGCUUGGUGCCCUUUUCAAUCAGGUUUACUUGCAACUGGUGGUGGUGGAGAAGAUAGGACGAUAAAGUUCUGGAAUACUCGAACAGGAGCUUGCUUGAAUUCGGUAGACACUGGCUCACAAGUUUGUUCUUUGAUAUGGAGCAACAAGGAAAGAGAGUUGCUUAGCUCACAUGGGUUUACUCAGAACCAGCUUACACUUUGGAAGUACCCAUCCAUGGUGAAAAUGGCUGAGCUCAAUGGUCAUACAUCACGCGUUCUAUAUAUGUCACAGAGUCCGGAUGGUUGUACUGUAGCUUCAGCAGCAGGAGACGAGACUCUGAGGCUUUGGAAUGUUUUUGGAAUACCAGAGGAUGCUAAAAAAGCUGCUCCAAAAGCAGUUCCCCAACCAUUUUCUAAUGUAAAUCGUAUUCGUUGAAACUGUUGUGAAGCCAUUUUAUGUGCUAUUUUUCUAGGAUUCAUUCUUCAUCAACUGUAUUGAUUAUCCAAGUGCAUAUUGAUUGUAUUUAUCUAAUAUAUAAUUUUUUGUUUUUUACA